CUUUCCUCAAAUAUGGCGGAAGUUUGAAGAGGUUUGCACAAUUUAUGCCUCUGGCCCUUUAAUAAGUUCUACUUCUAACUUCUACUUCUAGUUCUAACGGCUACGUACCCGGAAGUAACGAGGUCGCGCGCUGCAACGCGGAAAAAAAGUGCGGAUGAUUCGUUAUCUGUGUUGAAAUAAGGUUGCAAUAAAAGCGCGGAGGUUGUGAAGUCUUCUCACACACACACACACACACACACACACACCUAUCUGCGUGCGCGCGCAAACACAAGGGGCCGUCCUGGAGCGCUUGCCGGUUAUUGGCUAUCGGUGAACUUUGCGACGAGAUGUCGCGUGAGCAACGGAACUGCAGCGCUCGUGCCUUCACCAUUCAUCGGCUGGACUGAGGAGAUCACCGGAAUCGCUUUCCGUUAUUUUCUUUUGGGAGGACACUAAACCGGAGGACAUGACCGAGAAGCGGGUCUCGCGCUGGUACUUCGGCGGAAUCGCCUCGUGCGGAGCGGCGUGUUGCACGCACCCGCUGGACCUGGUCAAGGUGCACCUGCAGACGCAGCAGGAGGUGAAGAUGAGGAUGAUGGGGAUGGCGAUGCACGUGGUGAAGCACGAUGGCGUUCUGGCGCUCUACAAUGGCCUCAGUGCCUCCCUCUGCAGACAGAUGUCUUACUCCCUGACCAGGUUUGCUAUCUAUGAGACAGUGAGGGACAUGAUGGGCAGUCAGGGGCCGAUGCCCUUCUACCAGAAAGUCCUGCUGGGGGCAUUCGGAGGAUUUACAGGAGGUUUCAUUGGAACACCAGCAGACAUGGUUAAUGUCAGGAUGCAGAACGACAUGAAGCUUCCGCCCGAGCUCAGGAGAAACUAUAAGCACGCACUGGAUGGGCUGUACAGGGUGUGGUGUGAGGAGGGAACGAGGAAGCUGUUCUCGGGAGCCACCAUGGCGAGCAGCAGAGGCGCGCUGGUGACUGUAGGACAGUUAGCGUGUUACGAUCAGGCGAAGCAGCUCGUGUUGGCGACGGGUUUCCUGGGAGACAACGUUCUCACGCAUUUCCUGUCCAGCUUCAUCGCUUUUUUUGACCAGUGUAGUCCAAUCCAGUUCACACCCCGUUAUCUAAUCCCGCUGAUUCCCCCUUAUUACGUGGUAGCUGCUAGUCUGGAGGGUGAAGUACGCCAGGGAGGAUGCGCUACAUUCCUCUGCCAGCCACUGGAUGUGUUGAAGACACGAUUGAUGAACUCUAAAGGAGAGUACAGGGGAGUGAUGCAUUGCCUGACUGAGACUGCCAAACUGGGUCCACUUGCCUUCUACAAGGGUUUAGUUCCAGCGGGGAUCCGAUUGGUUCCUCACACGGUUCUGACCUUCUUGUUUCUGGAGCAGCUGAGGAACUACUUCGGCAUCAGGGUGGUCAGCUGAGCCCGAGCCUUGACCUUUGACCCUUCGACCAAUCCCACUGCCGUGGUGGUGACGACCCUGGACGGAACUGGAACUGGGACCUGUCAUCUCUCUCUCUCUCACUUACACACACACACACACACACACACACACACACACAAACACACACACACAGACACCUUAAAUAAAGGGGCAUUAUGUAUAUGCACAAAAAUAUGUGCACACACUGCAACAAACAAAUACACACUCUUGUGUUCUUGAGCGUGAAAAAAGUGUGUGUGUGUGUGUGUGUGUGUGUGUGUGUGUGUGUGUGUGUGUGUGUGUGUGUGAGUGAUCACUGUACAUUGCCACUCAUUUCAGCCGUUUGGCGUGUCCCAAACAACCCUAUGUAGACUACACAUCGCACCUCAGAAGUUAACAAUUAACACAUGACUCCAUUUACAUCCUCACACACAGACGUACACGCUCGACGUGGUGUAGCUGGUGUGCAAUUUUUUGUCUGUGUACAAUUACUGACUGUAGCUCAUCUAUUACGCCGCACAAAAUAUUGGCACCCCUCGUCCUGUCUUUCAGUGGAACGGCGCCGUCACUGAGCGGAUAUUACAGGGCUGGAAGAACAGAAAUAAAUGUGUACUGUUUUGUAAAUUUGACUUGCUUUCUAACAGCACCGUGACCUAUUGCUUUACCUCAAAAAAAAAUAAUAAUUUGCAUGGCUGUAGAGGACAACUACGGCAAGCGGGCAUAAAUCUGUGCUAACGCUAUGGUGGAUCAGGACCGGGAUCAGGGGCCGGGCCACCACAAUGUCGCAGGAGCGGUGGGUUAAUCUCUACGUUUGUACUGGGGUGCCAAUACUUCUUACAGCACAACUGAUGGACUCCAGUCAGUAAUUGUAGACCUACAGAAUGAUCAGUAGCUGAAUAUUGAGAUUUUUAUAUCGCCGUUGAUGUAAUAAUGUGAUAAAACUCUGCAAGUCGAUGAGAUGAUGACUCGGAGCGGCAGUCCGUUUGAUUUGAUCGUCUCUGGGCCGGACCGGUUCUGAAAACAAGUGAAUUAAUAAUUCAGACUCAUAACUGCAGCCAAGUUCUUAAUCAUAUCUGUUCAAUAAUUCAUUUCCGAUUCCUCGUCUGUUGAGUACUUGAGACUAAAACACGUUUUAGAGAGUCGUUGUAGCUCUAUAGCAGAGCAAAUGUACUAUAAUUUCACCAGUAAUGGGUUUGAUCAUGAUGAGUUUAUUCGAUGUGUGAGAAUCUGUAUCGCCUGUAAAGUCAGGACCAAUCAGUACUGGAGGAAAGAGUUCACUUUAGUAAAAACUGAGCUGUAGUUUUAUAGGAAGACUAAUGUAUGCAAAAAAAAAAAAAAAAACUGAACAAUGUGAUUUCUACUGAAACUUUUACAGCCAGAUUGGGUUCACAGCUGGAGUACGUCGUGCUGUAGUGUUACCUGAGAAGAUUGUAGAUAAUUUAGUGAAUUAACUGCUUACUAAUGAGGUUUAUCUUCUUAAUUCUGUUCAUGUUAAGUCUAAAGAUGCCUUAAAGGAAUAGUUUAUCAGGGAAAAAGUUGGAUUUUGUCUGAUGUUCGCUGUCAUUAAUGUGGAUAACUAGUAGAGGAGGUACGUCUCGGACAAGCGCCUAAAGCUCUCGUCUGGGAAUAAAUGAUUCUUAAAGGAAGUCCUGAAAAGAAUUUGACCGUGGAAACACUAACAUCACUUCGUAGCUACGUUAGCUUGAUAUCCCGAACACUUGUCCACCAUCUUGAUCCUUGUGGUUGGGAGAACUUCAAUGCUCACCUAACUGUGGCCUUUGGAGGGCGCUGUGGUAGAGUGAGAGAGGUCUACAGAGGGAGAAGCUCUAGCCUGGUGGAGGUUAUACUGUGUAUCUCUCUGUUUUGCCCAAAACCAAUAAAGAUUUUUGGGAAACUAAGACUAA
This is a messenger RNA of Ictalurus furcatus (blue catfish), 3309 nucleotides long. RefSeq names its product solute carrier family 25 member 10b (gene slc25a10b). The record is from RefSeq and is a predicted model, not a curated record. Gene Ontology annotation, biological process: thiosulfate transport; phosphate ion transmembrane transport; oxaloacetate transport. Gene Ontology annotation, molecular function: sulfate transmembrane transporter activity; oxaloacetate transmembrane transporter activity; malate transmembrane transporter activity. NCBI's taxonomy places the organism in Eukaryota, Metazoa, Chordata, Actinopteri, Siluriformes, Ictaluridae. The coding region runs from base 446 to 1405 and encodes 319 amino acids. The transcript has 12 exons.